AUAUAACAUUUGAGUGUCAAUGUAAACCUCAUUAAUCUUACGCACUGUUAAAAUUUACUUUCUACCGUGGUGAUAGUCGUACUACAAACAGUAAAAUUCGUUUGAGUUCAUCUGGAAGUAGGAAUAUCAGGAGCUCGCUAUGUCGUCUUCGGGGGAUGACAAAAUGCCAGCGCCAUCCCCGACUUGCGAAUUUAAGAAACCGCCGGCUCUACUCACAGUAGGAAAGGUUGGCGGCAAAAAGAAGUUUAGGGCUCCGGAACCACCAAAAUUGAAUCCUCCACCGAUAACAAUUGCUAAAGAGAACAGCACCUUAUUGGAAAAAAAGGAGGGAAAAGAUCAAUCGCUCGUACCUGUUCCCAUGGUAAAGCUCAAGCAGACUACACUCUCAAUAGGACCUGAUAGCCAAGACGGAAAGAUCUUGUACCCUGCACAGAAAUGUCCGUACGAUGAACCUUCUUGGGGUGGACGGCCCGAAGUUGACUUUAGAUUGUCGGUAUUAAAGAACGGUACAAUCAUCGGAUCGGAAAAGCUUGCAAAAAGCUUUUUUGUCGUUGGAAGACAUCAAGACUGCGAUCUCAUCAUGGAACAUCCAUCCAUUUCACGAUUUCAUGCAGUACUUCAAUAUCGAAAACCUCAUCCGGAUGCCACAGAUCCGGAGAAACGGCUGGGAGGAUUUUAUUUAUUUGAUCUUGGUUCCACCCAUGGCACACAACUAAAUCGCCAACCGGUUGACGCAAAGAGUUACCGCCGUGUUCGCGUAGGCCAUCACAUAAAGUUUGGGUUUAGCACCCGCGCAUUUAUCCUCGAAGGCCCAGCGGAAGACGAGGAGGCUGAAAGCGAACUCAGCGUGACCGAAAUUAUUGAGUUGCGUAAGAAGCGUGAAGCCGAGUGGAAACUAAUGCGAGAAGCCGAAAGAGUGUCAAAAGAAGAAGCCGCCAGGAAAAGGGACGAAGAGGAUAGAGACGCGGGUAUUAACUGGGGAAUGGCGGAGGAUGCGACAGAAGAGGACGAAGAAUGUCCUACAAUGUCCGAUGUAAACCCUUUUGCGUUUGGAACAGCUGAAAAUGUAGACGAACAACUGUACCUUGAUGACCCGAAGAAAACGUUGCGUGGCUGGUUUGAGCGCGAAGGAUACGAGCUCGAGUACCAUGUUGAGGAAAAAGGACCACAGCAAUUUAUUUGUAGAGUCAAAUUACCAAUCGAUGUAGGCAGCGGUUCAGCUGUAAUAGCGGAGGCAUGUGUAAAGGGCCGCAAGAAGGAAGCCGUCGUACAAUGUGCCAUGGAAGCGUGUCGGAUUCUCGAUCGCCAUGAUGAACUCAGGAAGGCGCAUCAUGAUAGUCGUGCCAAGAAGAAUUUAAAAAACUGGAAAGAGGAUGAUUACUAUGAUAGCGACGAAGACGAGUUCUUUGACCGUACAGGAGAUCUCGUUACCAAACGGGAACAACGUAAGGCUCGAUUGGAACAUAAAGGACAAACGGUUGAGACGUAUGAGAGCCUGAAGGAAAAACUUGCUAUAACUGAAAAUGCGAUUAGAGAGAUCAACGAAUCACUUGAGAAGUCGAAGGCUGUCGAAGCAGCAAGCAAAGCAUCAGGCGAUGGUGGUGACAGUUUAGAAUCGUUCAUGAAACAAUUGAAGGCCGGCACGGCGUUGGAUAAAGCGAAACGAUCCCAACUGAGACUUGACCAUGCUCGUCUGACAGCUGAACAGAUUCGUCUGAUACGGCUGGUCAAUAUCGCAAAACCCACUGAAUUGCCUCCACUAAAAGCGAUGUCAAUAUUGCCGGAUUCAUCAUUGAAAGAAGGACAAAGAAGUACUGAAAAAUCCGUCACUCCAAUGGUAGGAUCGAUGCGAGGUAGGAAACGACCCGUUCUGCCACUGACCGGAAUGCCGGCUAAAGUGAUGCGGAUGCACCUGGAAGACGCUAAUGAUAAAGUUUUGACUUCGACCCAGACUAGCGACUCAACAGUUCUUCGAGCAGAGCCACAAAACAAAAAAGAAGAGGACGAAAAUGAAACGAAAGUAGAGAAGAACACCGAAGACGAAGACCAAAACAAAGUAAACCCAAUAAAAAUAGAACAGAAGGAAACGAUGACCAGUACCCGGGAAAACAGUAUCGAUAUUCAUCGAAACAAUGCUCAUAUUUCAGGAAAUUCGGAUGACAUAAAGAACGAAAAAAAUAAAAUGAUACCGACAGAAAUAAAACAGCACACGAUUGCCAAGUUUCAACAGCUAAAUCUAACGAGACCACAAAGGGCAAUCGGACCAACACUGCCGCCGGGAAUGCUGGAAGCCUUGAACAAAACAUCAACAGAUGACACUGCAGAGAACAAUAAACUAUUAAAAUUACAACCAUCAAUAAAUGCAGCAGUGGCAGAAAAUAUUCGUGAAAGCAGUACACCAACAAGAAAUGAAGAUUUUGAUGACUGGCUUCCUCCAGCAGGGCAGACUGGUGAUGGAAGAACCCCACUCAACGAUAAGUUUGGCUACUAGUUUCAUGCAUAGAAUAU
This is a messenger RNA of Varroa destructor (honeybee mite), 2508 nucleotides long. Its product is annotated as kanadaptin. Gene Ontology annotation, molecular function: protein binding. The record is from RefSeq and is a predicted model, not a curated record. NCBI's taxonomy places the organism in Eukaryota, Metazoa, Arthropoda, Arachnida, Mesostigmata, Varroidae.